AUAUAGAGGAGGCAUCAGGGCAAGUCAGCUAACACACACCAGCACUUCCUAUUAGAAAGAAAAGUAGAAUCUAAGGACUAAAUACUAUGUGUAUGUGUUUACAGGGAAUUUAAGUCUCUGAACUUUUCAAGAUGGAAACAACAUCCUCACUGAUUAAGUCAGUGUCUCGGCGUGUGUGGUCUGCACCUCAGAGGCCUUUUAGAGUUUGCUCGUGGAACAGAGAGACCAGAAAGGGGCUCACUGCCUCAGACUUAGAGGAGCUGAAGGAAAGGGCAGCCCAGACUCUGCUCAUUUCUACGCUGCUGUCUCUAGUGUGUGAGGAAGAUGGCACUGAAGUGGACUCAGAGGAGUUCCUCUUGGCCCUGCCAGACAACACAGUGCUUAUGGCCUUGGAGCCGGGACAGACCUGGAGACCACAUCCUUUAGGCCAUAGAGGCAGCAGUGUCAAACCUGCUGACAACAAACCCCGCACUGGUCGUGACAUCGCCCGAGUGACCUUUGACCUUUAUCGUCUGAACCCUAAGGAUAUUUUUGGUUCUCUAAGUGUGAAGGCCACAUUCCAGGGUCUGUACUCGGUCAGCGCUGACUUCCAAUGUCUGGGGCCAAAGAAGGUGCUUAGAGAGGCCCUCAGACUGAUCUCCACCGUACUCCAUGCAGCAGGUCACAUGUUAAUCACGUCUGCCACCGUGAUUCGCCGAAUCAUACAAGGAGCGGACUUCCUGCAAGCUCACGGUGCUCGCCAGAUUCAGGCAGAAUACUGGAACUGACUUGCUGCUCUUGUUU
This is a messenger RNA of Hemibagrus wyckioides, 783 nucleotides long. RefSeq names its product cell death inducing DFFA like effector b (gene cideb). The record is from RefSeq and is a predicted model, not a curated record. Bases 132 to 767 code for a protein of 211 amino acids. Lineage: Eukaryota; Metazoa; Chordata; Actinopteri; Siluriformes; Bagridae. Gene Ontology annotation, biological process: apoptotic process; regulation of apoptotic process. The transcript has 5 exons.